AUGUCUGCCGCAUCGAAAGUGCUCGCCAGCGAACCAUCUGAGCUCGAAUUGCAAGUCGCACAAGCUUUGGUCGAUUUGGAAACCAACUCUCCAGAUUUGAAGGCUGACUUGAGACCCCUCCAGUUCAAGUCCAUCAAGGAGAUUGAGGUUUCGGGUAACAAAAAGGCUAUUGUCAUUUUUGUCCCAGUCCCAUUGCUCACCGCUUUCCACAAAGUUCAAAUCACCCUGACCAGAGAAUUGGAAAAGAAGUUCCCUGACAGACACGUUGUGUUCUUGGCCGAGAGAAGAAUCUUGCCAAAGCCAGGAAGAACUUCUAGAGUGACCCAGAAGAGACCAAGAUCCAGAACCUUGACUGCUGUCCACGACAAGAUCUUGGAAGACUUGGUCUUCCCAACCGAGAUCGUUGGAAAGAGAGUCAGAUAUCUUGUUGGUGGUAACAAAAUCGCCAAGGUUCUCUUGGACUCCAAGGACUCCUCUGACAUCGACUACAAGCUGGACACCUUCCAAUCCAUUUACCAGAAGUUGACCGGAAAGCAAGUCACUUUCGAGAUCCCAACCGAGACCUUAUAA
This is a messenger RNA of Ogataea parapolymorpha DL-1, 570 nucleotides long. RefSeq names its product 40S ribosomal protein S7-B. The transcript has a single exon. Gene Ontology annotation, molecular function: structural constituent of ribosome. The record is from RefSeq and is a predicted model, not a curated record. The coding region runs from base 1 to 570 and encodes 189 amino acids. NCBI's taxonomy places the organism in Eukaryota, Fungi, Ascomycota, Pichiomycetes, Pichiales, Pichiaceae. Gene Ontology annotation, cellular component: cytosolic small ribosomal subunit; ribosome; small-subunit processome. Gene Ontology annotation, biological process: rRNA processing; translation; ribosomal small subunit biogenesis.